GAAAGAAGUUCUGGGUUCCCUUGGAAGAAGCCAAUCCAAAUGACAAGCAUGCUUUGCCUAAGACGUUUUUAUCCAAUUCCAACAAGAUGUUUUAACUGUCGAACUUGGAGCAGCGACACUUUGUUGAACCAACUAAAUAACUUUACAAAUGAACACCAAGUGUUCAGUCUUGUGUCAAAGAACAGAGCCAGACUCUCUGAAAAACAUGUGAGAAGUGCAAUUAAGAAACUUGUGCAAGUUCAAAAGAAAAGGCCUAGGCCCUCAGAAACUAUGGAUUAUAUAAGAAGUCAUUCUCAGUUUUUUGUACUUCGCAUCUUGGCAGAAAAUAAGAUUGAAUGUAUGGAUAAUGAAUCAUUAGUGGAUGUAUUAUACAGUAUGCUCUGGUUUGAAGUUGACGCCCAUGACUCACUUGUAGAAGAGUUGGUUGUAGAAGGCUGGAAUCGAUUAAAUGAGCAAUUUGUCCAAAUUGAGUGCGUGAACAAGGACAGCCAGCAAAAGUUUCCCUGGAAAGUUCAGCGGGAGGAAGAAACAAAGAAGGAACCAGCUGCUCAUUCUGAGGGAACCCUGUGCUCAGCUGUGAGGAGUAAAAAGCUGAGGUCCUCAAUAGCUACAGAUUGUGAAGGAUAUGCCCUGAUGGUUGUUGGUUGUCAAUUACUGACUCCACCUCUGCUAUCUAAAUUUGCACUGUGUGUACAGGAACAACAUCUGCAUCAUAGUCCACUCAUGGGUGAAAUAGCUCAUUUGGUAGAUAAGAAAUUGGAUUCCAUACAGGAUUCAAGGGCUUUGUCAGUUGUAAUGAACUGCAUAUCUUCUGUUACCUCGUGGAAUUUAAAAAAGCGGUUAAUAGAAAAAGCAGAAGACUUGUUUGAAAUAACAAACCUCUCAGUGAAUGAUGCCAGGCGAUUUAUACAGUUUCUCCGGAAUAUCAGUUUCCUGCACUGGCCGCUGGUAAAAAAAUGUAACAAUAUUUUUGUCCAGCAUUCACAUGAGUUACGUGUUGAGGAUUUCUCUAUCGUUCUUGGACUCUACCAGAAUUUACAAUUCAACAACACUGAAUUUAGAUUACUUGCCAAAGAAAAGCUGAUAGAACUUAAGGAUCAUUGCAACAGUCUGUUGAAUGUCAUGCAACUGUUCAUUCAUCUUGCACCCAUGGUACAUCAAGAGAUGCAAAAAGAGUUAAGUGAAAAGCUUCUACUAAUCGUAGAUGAUUUGGAUCGGUACCAAACGUUACUUGUGGCAGAAAAAAUGCAAGAAGUACAAUACAGAAAUCCACUACUGAUUGAAAAGUAAUCCUC
Protobothrops mucrosquamatus (brown spotted pit viper) is the source of this 1295-nucleotide messenger RNA. RefSeq names its product FAST kinase domain-containing protein 1, mitochondrial-like. The transcript is spliced from 6 exons. NCBI's taxonomy places the organism in Eukaryota, Metazoa, Chordata, Lepidosauria, Squamata, Viperidae. The record is from RefSeq and is a predicted model, not a curated record. Bases 40 to 1290 code for a protein of 416 amino acids.